GGUCACAGUGUCUCCCCAGUUCACGUCUCGACCGGGAAACCAGAAUCGCAGGUAUCGCGAAGAUCCUCAACACCAAAUAGCAGUCAGCAGAUAUAUCAGCCGGUGUUUUAUUUCAGACUCCGUGAGCAGCAGUUCAUGGACACUUACCUUUUAAGGAUUUAGUGACUUGAAUACUAGGACGAUGUGGGCGUGGAUGUGGACUAGUGCCUUGAUUCAAGGACCAAAACAGGACCAUAGAGGGCACUGAAGAAAUGAAGAUCAAACUAAAAAUCAUCUUUGGCUACGUUGGCUGAAAAAUUUGAAUGACCAAUUCUUGAAUUAAAAGACAUUUAAAGUAUUGCAUUUUUUUUCUUAGUGGUGGUAUAUACACAGUCACCUUGUAUGUUUAAGUUUAAAAUCUACUUGUGUGCACAAAGUACAUCAUUGAGAUACAGGUCAUUAAGAACUUAAUUACAACAUUGAGUAUCAAACCCAGGACUCCCACACUGAGCUAUACUCCCAGCCCUAAUUCUGAUUCUUGAUUAUCAGAUUUUUUUUUUUUUAAGAAUGUCUGUGGUACAUCAUAUGCCACCUGGGUGGUUAUUGGACCAUCUUUCUUUCAUUAACAAAGUAAACUAUCAAUUUCACCAGCAUCAAGAGACUUUUUGUAGUGAAAACAAGCCCACUUCUUCUGUCUACCUGGAUUCUCUUCGGCUGGAUCCCAUGUCUCCUUUUGGAGCUCCUGUUACAAGCUCUGCUCCUGACUCCACUACUGUGUCGGGCAACGAGGAUGGAGGAAGUUGUGAAAUGAGCACCCAAAAAUAUGUUUUCCGAUCUGAGCUAUUUAAUGUCACCAAACCUUACAUAACUCCAGCUGUUCACAAAGAGCGCCAACAAACUAACAAAUAUGAAAAUCUAGUGACCAGUGAUAAACAAGAGGUCUCUGUUUCUGCUGGGAAGAAGCGUAAAAGAUGCGUUGCUUUCAAUCAAGGUGAAUUGGAUGCCAUGGAGUAUCAUACAAAGAUCAGAGACUUGAUUUUGGAUGGAUCUUCGCAGUUAAUCCAAGAAGGUCUCAGAAGUGGUUUCCUUUACCCACGUGUUGAAAAACAGGAUGGAAGUAGCAGAUCCAUCACUUUGCCACUUGAUGCCUGCAAUUUGUCAGAGUUAUGUGAGAUGGCAAAGCAUUUGCCUUCCUUAAGUGAAAUGGAGCUUCAAACGCUACAGUUGAUGGGAGAUGAUAUGUCUGUUAUAGAGCUGGAUUUAUCCUCACAGGUCAUUGAAAACAACUCCAGCUUUUCCAAAAUGAUUACUUUAAUGGGACAGAAAUACCUGCUGCCACCAAAAAGCAGCUUUCUUUUGUCUGACAUUUCUUGUAUGCAGCCACUUCUUAACUAUAGUAAGACAUUUGAUGUAAUUGUGAUCGAUCCCCCGUGGGAGAACAAAUCAGUUAAAAGAAGUAACAGGUACAGUAGUUUAUCACCACAGCAAAUAAAGCGAAUGCCUGUCCCUAAGCUGGCUGCUGCUGACUGUCUCAUUGUUACUUGGGUGACCAACAGGCAGAAGCAUCUGUGUUUUGUGAAGGAGGAACUAUAUCCUUCGUGGUCUGUGGAAGUCAUUGCAGAGUGGUACUGGGUAAAAAUCACAAAUUCAGGAGAGUUUGUGUUCCCAUUGGAUUCUCCACACAAAAAGCCUUAUGAAUGUCUUGUACUGGGGAGAGUUAAAGAAAAAGCUGCUUUAGCAUUAAGGAACGCAGAUGUAAGAGUACCCCCUGUUCCAGAUCAGAAGUUGAUUGUCAGUGUGCCCUGUGUUCUUCACUCACACAAGCCACCUCUUGCUGAAGUUCUGAAAGACUACAUCAAGCCAGGUGGCCAGUGCUUGGAAUUGUUUGCUCGGAAUUUACAGCCUGGUUGGAUGAGUUGGGGCAACGAAGUCCUCAAGUUUCAGCACAUGGAUUAUUUCAUUGCUCUGGAGUCUGGAUGCUGACUGUAAAAGUUGUGCUGUCUUUACCCUGGCUCCUUCCUUCAAACUCAUUUCCCCUUGCUUGUACCAGUCAGUGCGCUUAGACAUAUGAACUUUUAUACCAUUCAGUGUACCCAGAAAUGUAAAUUUUCUACCAAUCAGUGUGCAUAGAAAUAUACAUACAUCUCCCACAGUCCAUUGCAGUGAGUCCCUUCCUUCCUUCCCUGAUCUCUGGCAAGCAGUGGUUUGUUUUCUCAUGUUAGUGUUUCCUGCUUAGAAACUCCUGGAUAUGGAGUCAUAUGGUGCAGAAACCGUUGCAUCUGGCUUCUUCCACUUAGCAUUCAGGAAAACCACUGGACACUGUUUAUAAACCACUCCCUGCUUACUUAGGAGAUGGUUAGACUGAAAGUGCUUGGACAAGCUCGCUUUACCUACUCACUGAUUUCAUCAAACAUUGAUUUUGAGGUUUGUUCAUCUUUUGAGGGUGUAAGGCUAAUAUCUUUUAUUAUUCCUUUAAACUGCCAGUUGAAUACAAGGCUCACUGAAUUAUUAAGUAUUCCUUUAAGCUUUCUAUGGAGUUUUCCUGUCUAAAUUUUUUCAUUUGUUUGUUUUAUGCACUAGAUAUCCUGACCCACACCUGACUUUCUGCCUUAAAAAUAAAACCAUGGCCACACCUA
Molecule: messenger RNA, 2615 nt
Organism: Mastomys coucha (southern multimammate mouse)
Lineage: Eukaryota; Metazoa; Chordata; Mammalia; Rodentia; Muridae
Gene: Mettl4
Product: methyltransferase like 4
Exons: 9
Coding region: 547-1962 (471 amino acids)
Cellular component (GO): cytosol; RNA N6-methyladenosine methyltransferase complex; nucleus
Molecular function (GO): site-specific DNA-methyltransferase (adenine-specific) activity; RNA methyltransferase activity; nucleic acid binding
Source: RefSeq, a predicted model, not a curated record